AUGGCUCACAAGCAGAUGAAGGAAGAUUUUGUCAGGAAUCUCAAUGGAACCACUGCCCUGGAAAUCAUCCAGAGCCUGUGCUUGCCUGCCCCCUGUGUCCUGUGCAGGGGGCUGCUAACUAUUCUUGUCCAACACUUCUGUUCUUCAUAUACCUGGAGAAUUCAAUUCUUCAUUGACUUUGUUGUCCUGAUAGUUCCCCUGGUGGCCUCGUUCACCAUCUUGUCUUCAUUCCUCCUCCUUGAGCAGUUCACUGUAAUUAUCUUUGGGACAGGACUGGCCUAUCAAAUAUACUGCAGGAGAACCUGCUAUGCCAGAGUGCCUGUGCAGAAUAUCUAUGAAAAAUUCUUGAAAAUCCGUCUAGAAGCAGAGUACAUUCCAGCCAUCACCUGUUUCCGGGUAAUUAACAGUGUGCUUACUGCUAUUGCUAUUUUGGCUGUGGACUUCCCACUUUUUCCCAGACGAUUUGCUAAAACGGAGCUCUAUGGGACAGGAACAAUGGAUUUGGGAGUAGGAGGCUUUGUUUUUGGGUCUGCAAUGGUUUGUACAGAGGUUAAAAGAAAAUCUAACAUGCAGGGAUUUGGGUUUUAUCAAUUUACAAAGUCAUUGUACUCUGUUUGGCCAUUAGUUUUCCUAGGAAUAGGGCGACUAGCCAUUAUAAAAUACAUAGGCUAUCAGGAACAUUUGACUGAAUAUGGAGUUCAUUGGAACUUUUUUUUUACCAUAGCAAUUGUGAAAUUGAUAACAUCACUGCUUUUGAUUAUUUUCCCCCUAAAUAAAUCUUGGAUUGUGGCCAUCAGCAUUACUACAUUGUACCAGCUAGCUCUUGACUUUACCCCACUAAAGAGGUUAAUUUUGUAUGGCACUGAUGGUAGAGAUACAAGGGUUGGUUUGUUAAAUGCCAACCGAGAAGGGAUCAUCUCUGUUUUUGGGUAUUUGGCAAUAUAUAUGGCUGGUGUACAAACAGGGUCAUAUCUGUUUAAAAACAGAUCACAUAUCAAAGAUUGGAUCAAAGUAUUGUGUUGGCUUCUAUUGAUAGGUAUUAGCCUUUUCAUAUGUCUUUACAUAGUUCAGACAAAUAUAGAAGCAGUAUCUCGGAGAAUGGCCAAUUUAGCCUUUUGUGUCUGGAUAGUUGCUACUAGCCUCAUUUUUCUUAGUACUUUUUUAAUUGGUGACCUCAUUCUGACUUUUGCCAAAUUUCUAUUUAAAGGGACUCUAGUACCAUGUUCUUGGAAACUUAGCCAGUCACCUACUACAACUAGAAAGCAUGCAGACUCUGUAGUCCCUGAAGCUGAAAAAAAGAGAGCCAGUCUUUGUUUAAUCACAGCUAUCAACAGAAACCAGUUAUUUUUUUUCUUGCUGUCAAAUAUAACAACUGGCUUGAUCAACCUGAUGGUAGAUACAUUACACAGCAGUACUUUGUGGACCUUAUGUGUGCUGUAUCUUUACAUGCUUAUCAACUGUUUAAUUACAUUUGUGCUGUAUUUGCAAGAUAAGACUAUAAAAUUUUGGUGA
Messenger RNA from Chrysochloris asiatica (Cape golden mole), 1512 nucleotides. It is a transcript of the gene PIGW, whose product is annotated as phosphatidylinositol glycan anchor biosynthesis, class W. The transcript has a single exon. Gene Ontology annotation, biological process: GPI anchor biosynthetic process; protein localization to plasma membrane. Gene Ontology annotation, cellular component: endoplasmic reticulum; membrane. Gene Ontology annotation, molecular function: glucosaminyl-phosphatidylinositol O-acyltransferase activity. The record is from RefSeq and is a predicted model, not a curated record. The coding region runs from base 1 to 1512 and encodes 503 amino acids. NCBI's taxonomy places the organism in Eukaryota, Metazoa, Chordata, Mammalia, Afrosoricida, Chrysochloridae.